CAUAAUGUUGGCCAAUGCUGGAUACCAUGCACGUGUGUAGUUGCAACAUUUCUGACUGAAAUUGUGUGAAAUUAUUGCUGAAAGAACUUCUAAAACCAUCGUUUCAGGAUUUUUGUGCACAAAGGAACUCCACACUUUUUGGCAACAUGAAGAUACUUAUCCCAAUAUGCGUCGUCUUGCUUGUGACACUUGCCAAUGGUGAACCAACACCCAUGUCAGCAACUACAAUACCAACCACACCCCCAACAACAACUGCUGCUAAAACAACUGCUGCUAAAACAACAACUGUCCCUACAACGGCUGCCCAUACAACAACAGCCCAUACAACAACGGCUGCCACUACAACAGCAGCAACUACAACAGCAGCAACUACAACAGCAGCAACUACAACAGCAGCAACUACAACAGCAGCAACUACAACAGCAGCAACUACAACGGCUACCCCUGUAGUCCCACUGGCUAAAUGGAUCGUGAAAGAUAGCAAGGGCAAGCCGUGCAUCUUGGCUGACUUCAACACUGUCUUUAGUGGCUUCUAUACGACAGUCAACAAAACAGAAGCACCAUUCAGUUUUGUGCUGCCUCCUAGUUCAACUGUCGAUGCCGCCCGCAGCAAGUGCGGAACUCCAGGGUCUAAAUACGCUGUCUUGGUGUUGACCUUCGAUGAUGGGGAUUCCUUCACUCAGGAAUUCAAAGCUGACACCUCGUCCAAGACAUUUGUCCUGUACUCUGCCUCCGCCAACCUGACGCACGAUAAGGCUCAUUUUAAUGGCAGUAGCGAUGAAGGUAAGGUCAUUACAUAUGGUGGACUCUUGCCAACUGCAGCAUUCGAGACCAGCCUGGGAAGUUACUACAGAUGCGCUGCCAAGGAGAAAGUGGAGUUCACCAAGCAGAAGUUUGCAAUCUCCUACACCAAUCUGACAAUCCAGCCAUUUGAUGUCAAAGACAAAUUUGGAAAAGUGAGUGCGUGCCCAGCCGACACCCCAACCGUCAAGCCGGACACCCCACCAGUCGGUAGCUGGAACGUUACCCAGGAUAAGAAGCUCUGUAUGAGGAUGUCCUUUGCUGCUGAUCUCUUCAUUAACUACACCAUGAAGAAUGGAACGAUGAGCACAGCUGGUAUUUACCUCCCCGUGAAGACCCUCUAUACGAACGAUUCUACCUGCAUCAACGAUACGGCUCUUUUCGUGAUGAAGUUUGCGGCUAAGCCGCAGUUUCUCAAGUUUGAUGACUGGAAGAUCACCAUGACCUUCAAGAUGAACAAGACUGAUAAGAACUAUGCCAUGUCCAACUUCGCUGUUGAGUAUAAUACCAUGGACAAAACUAUCUUCCCUGACGUGAACGUAACGGCAACAGUGAACUCGGUAAACAAGACAAAGCGCUUCCAAACAGGGCAGGGAAACUACUAUCUGUGUGACGCAGACACCUCAGUGACAGCAAGCCUGUUCAGGGCUGAGUUUUCUCAUCUGAAGCUACAGCCGUUUGCCGAAGACAUUAAGGAUGGUAGUUACGGAACUGCGUCAGAUUGUGCUGCAGACAACACUAUCAGCAACAUCGUGCCAAUUGCCGUUGGUUGCGCCCUCGCUGGCCUCGUCAUCAUUGUACUUAUUGCGUACCUCAUCGGCAGGAGUCGCACCAACAGGUCAGGGUACCAGUCAGUCUGAGAUCAGUCUGCAUCUUAAAAGGUGUACAUUCUUACUCUUGUGUCUUUUCCCUGUGCUUUUUUCCUUUUUUCCCCUCAUUUUUUUUUCUCUCGAUGCGAUUAAAUUUGACAAAAUGAUUGAGCUAAGAAUCCUAGAUUGAUUUACCCUUGCAUUGAAUGUUCAUUCAAUAAUAAUAAAAAUAAUAAUCGUGUCUACUAACUAUAUAUAGUGCGCACAACCGUCACUCAGUGGCGCUCCUGGCGCUGUAACAUGCUGCCAAUCAGACCAGGAACCCCUUCUUUUGAUAUCAUUCUAAGAUGUUUUUCUUCUGGCCAAAUUUCUCCACCAGUUGAUGGAUGGUGUCAACAAUUUAGAUGUUUGUGGGUUAUGAAAAUUGGUUUUAAAAGUGUUCGCGUUUCGUCACUGACAAUCAAUUCUUGCUCAAUCAUUUUGAAGAGUGCUUUUAUCAAAAUCUUUGUUAAAAAAACGUUGUUUAAUUGUGAUAAAGAAUGACUUUUUUUUUUCCCCUGGAAUAUGAAUCCAAUUGGAAUAAACAUCUUUAAAUGUUAUAGGAGUCAUUUUGAGGAUUGAACAUGUUCAGCUAAUUAAGUGGGAGUCUGCACACCAUUUAAAUCCAGGAAUAUUUUAUUGGUAUGCAGCAGACGUGUUUAUAAAUAUUUUGAUUUACUCCAGAUGUUUGGGUCAGAUUUGACGCAUCGUUAGCUCAUAGUACCGUUCUCUAUAGUGUUCUGCUAUUACAUGUAUCUGCUUUUAUAAACCAGGGUAAAUCUGCGCACACAGAAUACCAGAGGAUCUAAGCUAAUAAUUUCAGUAGUUAAUAGUGUAAGUGGUGAAGUUCUACAGUGAUCUUUAAUUUUGGAUUUUUGUGGACUUUUUAUUGUAAGUGUUUUUUGGUUUUUUUUUUUCUUUUUCGGGAGGGGAGAGGGGGUGCGGGCGUUCGAUCUAGAUGUACAUGUAGUGUCAAAUAUAUCAAAAAGAUGUUCGGAUAGUUUGACAUGGAGUUGGAAUCCAGAUUUGAGUCAAGUUUUUGGAUGAACGCUUUAUAAAUAUGCAAGCUGGCUUGAACAUAAUUAUGUUCGUACCUAUUACUUGUUGUGUAUGAAUUUGGAUACAGCCCAAGGCUAUCAUUAUAAUGCAGGUUAGGGUGCCCUCUUUAGAAUGGCACCCUGUCUGUGUUGUUUGUAUUUGGAUGACUCGAGGGUAGGGGCACCAUACUAGGAUGACUGCCUAGCAUGAUCUGAUUUGUAUAUGAACAUAAUCUUAUAUUAAAGCAAAAACUUUACCUAUAUAUAUAUAAAAAAAAAAAAAAAAUUCUUGGAGUAAUUUUUGUUCUUUUGUCAAUUUUAAGUGUUUCUUUUCUGUAAACCAGUCUAGUACAUGUAUACUUAUUUCUUCACAAGGGCAGCACGGAAUGUGAUUUUAGGUUUUAAUAUUAGUUUUGAUGCAAAUAUUAGAAAUAAUGUUGGGGUCGGUGGGUUAUAUAUCAAAAUAAUUGUGAUAAAUUAUGCAAUGGGUACUAAGGCAAUUGUAUUAUGCAGGGAUGUGCCGAAAAACAAUGUCGUCUCACGGAGGAAUUUAGGAUCACAUAUAAAAAUUCUGUAUUUAUAAGGAGAUUUGGUAAAAAUUUAAGAAGAAAAAAAAUUUGAUUGAUUGUAGUGUAACACAUGACCAUCGACAUGUAUAAAUCGAGUUUAAUGCCUAAAAAUAUUACUUAAUGUUUAAAAUAAUGCCACAUUUGUUAUUGUUAUUACUGAUACUUUUCAACAUGUUCUAAAAUAAAGUAUAAUCAUUUACUUUUGAAAAAAGUAAGUUUAUUAUAAAUAAUCAGUAUACUUUUUUAAUGUUGCAAGUUUAAUUAUCUGUUUUGUUUUUUGUUUUUUUGUUUUUUUCGGUUAAUUUUUAUGUUAUUUCAGCUUCAGUAGUUGUCACGUCAGAGAAGUGUGGAUUUUUUGCGGUGUCAGUAAUAGCCUUUUUUCCUACCACAUUACUAGACAAUACCACCUACAUGGUUUUGAAUUAAUAACUUCUAAUGUGGUAUCACAUCGAUAAAGGCAUGCAUCUAAAGUACACAGUACACACACAGACACACACACAGAGCUGUGUUUAUGGUGCAGACCGAGGACUUCUCUUUGUUCUCCCAUUGUUUGGACAUAGUUUAUAUUUCAGCUCUCUUUUAUAAGGAAAAACAUAAAUUUGUAUUGGAUUUUUGCAAUGGGAGCCACAGCAAAACCACAUGCGCCACGGUAUUGCUGUGAGUCAAUUUAAGACCUGGUGCAAUGACACUAGUGAGAUGGACAUCUUCAUCAACUGCAAAAUCCCCUACUGCUCUGAUGUGACGUAGUGUUCCGUAGGCGUUUAGGAACUUCAACAUUUUUACAACUUCUAAACUGAAGAGAGCAUGUAUAUAACUGAAUGCAAAUAACUGUUUAUCACUAGUAAACAGUUUUCAUUGUGAUUGUAUGGUACAGCAUUUGCAACCUAUUAAAAAUAGGUCAAAUCAUAAAGUGAAACUAAGAAAUGUUGUAGAUGUCUCUGAAUUUGAUUGAAAUAUCGUUUCAAAUUAUAGGAAAGAGAAUUUUUGGAAUCACUUGUUUGGGGCGUGGGAAAUAAAAAAUACAGUUUUGUUAAUUCGUAAGUUGGAUAGAAAAAGUGCAUGUAACUUGAAUUCUAAGAAUCAAGGUUGUCAUGUCAAACUACAAAUAAUUAUCACACGUACAAAUGCUAUACCUUUAAGAAUUAAGUAAUAAUGCGGUUAUCAAAGUUUGUUUUAUAUGGAAAAAAGAAUAAGAGGAAUAAAUAUAGUUGGUUGUGGGAAAUUUUUGAAAUUUGUUGUCAACAUUUUAAGCACAAGUAGAAGUUAUUUAUAAGGUAAAAAAAUAAAUUGAACUCUGCCCAAACAAAUUCACCCAAAUUAUUGUAUGGCCCACUUUCAUGGCGCUGCAUCAUCACAAAAAACUAGCUAAGCACGAUACAAUUCUGCUAACCAGAAUAAGGUUACCAACCAAAGUACCAUCCUCAUUCACUGUUUUUUUGCUGGUCUGAUUGUGUUUGUGAUUGAUAUUUUGCUUAGCAGAAUAUUGUGAAACAUUGUCCUCUGCUUAUUAAAGAAACAUGUUGCCUUGGA
Messenger RNA from Asterias rubens (European starfish), 4785 nucleotides. Its product is annotated as lysosome-associated membrane glycoprotein 1-like. Bases 147 to 1661 code for a protein of 504 amino acids. The transcript is spliced from 8 exons. The record is from RefSeq and is a predicted model, not a curated record. Gene Ontology annotation, cellular component: membrane. NCBI's taxonomy places the organism in Eukaryota, Metazoa, Echinodermata, Asteroidea, Forcipulatida, Asteriidae.